UUAGAUGCCGGAAAAAGAGUCACAUGUGUCGAGAAAGCGUCUAGAGGUCCCGUGGAACGACUUCUAGGUAACUCGUGCGUCAAAAGACGUGAAUAAAAAUGUGUAUUAAUAGGUUAAUAUGUAGAUGGUGGUUGUUAUAAAGAUCGAGAGAGGUUUUUAUUAUGAAUACGCUUCAUUUGAAGCUCAGGUGCUUUACGUUUCAGCUCGUGAAAAGCGGAGCUGCCGCCGCCGCUCGUCGGGGUCCUCAGACUGUUUCCCACUUUUUUCGAACAAUGGCGACUAACAACAACAACAGCAACAGCAGCAGCAGAGGACAUUAUGGUGAUAUUAAUAACGCGGAGGCAUGGCGGCAGCAGCCGAGGCCGAAGAAACAGAACGAGCCGCUGCGGAGACUGAAGACCAAGGAGAAGCGGAGCCAGCGAGGAGACGUUCACGGACCGUCCACGGUUUACCUGCAGGUGGUCGGUGCCGGAAGCAGAGACCAAACGCCGUCUCUGUACGUCUUCUCCGAGUACAACAGGUACCUGUUCAACUGUGGCGAGGGAACACAGAGACUCAUGCAGGAGCACAAGCUGAAGGCUGCUCGCCUAGACAACAUCUUCCUCACCAGAAUGAGCUGGAACAACGUGGGAGGUUUAUCAGGGAUGAUAUUAACUCUGAAGGACACCGGCGUUCCCGAGUGUGUCGUCUCCGGACCGCUGCAACUGGAGAACUACAUUAACGCCAUCAAGUCUUUCUCUGGACCGCUGGGGGAGAUCAAGCUGUCCGUUCGACCGUACACCGAAGAGACGCACACAGACGACACCAUGACGGUUCAUCAAGUGCCAGUGUUUGCUCAGUUGAAGGAUCGAGCCGGGUCCAGCAGCGCCUCUCGGAGUCCUGCCUCUCCGAAGAGGGAUGACGUCGACUUCGUAGACGCAGGUCGUCACAGUCCAGGUGAAAGACGAACUGCGACUAGAGAUCCGUCUUUGGUGGUUGCUUUCAUAUGUAAGCUUCACCCCAGGAAAGGAAACUUCCUGGUCACUCAGGCCCGGGAGCUUGGACUUCCUGUAGGCACCCCAGCCAUCGGUCGACUCAUCACAGCUCUGAAGGCGGGGAACAGCAUCACGUUCGAGGGGAAAGAGAUCCGACCAGAGCAGGUUUGCACUCCCACUGACCCCGGACCGCUCUUCAUCGUGGUCGAGUGUCCGUCUGAGGAGUUCGUCGAAGCUGUUUGCACCAACCAGCGACUGAGAAGACACCAGACGGGAGGGACGGAGAACGGCGCGGCGCUGGUGGUCCACAUGACUCCGGAGUCCGUUCUGGAAACGGAUCAAUACAAAGAGUGGAUGGAGAGGUUUCCAUCCACGACGGAACACCUGAUCCUGAACGAACACGUGUGCACGCACCACAACAUCCGCAGUCACAAGAUCCAAGCGCAACUGAACAUGAUUCACCCCGAGAUCUUUCCAGAACUCCGCUCCUACAAGGCAAAGGAGCCCCAGGCCACCCUGCACGUCCCCAACGUCCGAGCCGAGUGUCUGCUCAAGUUCCAGCUCAGACCCGUAGUGCGGUGGCAAAGAGACGCCAUCCCCUCCUGCGACGCCGACGAGUUUGUGAAGGAGGCGUCUGAGGUCCCAAACUUUCUGGAGGAAGUGGAAAAGAGCCGGAAGAUUUGCUCCGCCGCCGCUGAGCCUUCUGGGCGAGGAGAGAAAUACCCCGAGGUGGUUUUCCUGGGAACAGGAUCAGCUCUUCCGAUGAAGAUGAGGAACGUCAGUGGCACUUUAGUUAAUAUCAGCCCGAGUCAGUCGAUGCUGUUGGACUGUGGCGAGGGGACGUUCGGGCAGCUCUGCAGACACUAUGGGGACGACGUGGACGACGCCCUCACCAAGAUUACGACCGUCUUCAUCUCACACAUGCACGCGGACCAUCACACGGGGCUCCUGAAUCUGCUGUACCAGAGGGAAAGAGCAGUGGCGACUUUGGGAAAAGACUUCAGCCCCGUCUUCCUGAUCGCUCCGACCCAGAUCAUGACCUGGCUCAACCAGUACCACGACCACUGCGAGGAGAUCGUCCACCACGUCAAUCUCGUCCCUAACGCUUGUCUGCGCGACGACGGCGAGCCGCUCAAACAGCCGACGCAGUCCCUCGUCGAAGCGUUGCUGAGAAAGAACGAUCUGAAGGAGUUCCAGACGUGCACGGUGCGUCACUGUAAGAACGCCUUCGCCUGCUGCUUCACUCACCAGUCCGGCUGGAAACUGGCCUUCUCCGGCGACACCAUGCCCUGCGAUUGGUUCGUGCACAUGGGGAGGAACGCGACCUUGCUCAUCCACGAGGCCACGCUGGAGGACGGGCUGGAGCAGGAGGCUGUGGAGAAGAGGCACAGCACGACAUCGCAGGCCAUCGGCAUCGGCGUGAAGAUGAACGCCGAGUUCAUCAUGUUGAACCACUUCAGCCAGCGCUACGCCAAGAUCCCGCUCUUCAGCGAGGACUUCGACGACAAAGUGGGAAUAUCCUUUGACCACAUGAGAAUUCACUACGGCGACUUUAAAAUCCUCCCCAGACUCAUUCCUGCACUUAAAACCCUCUUCGCCGAGGAGAUCGAAGAGAUGGAGGAGAGGCGAGAGAAGAGGGAGCUGAAGCAGCCGAGAGGAAGCAGCUACGAGGAGGCGGCGGAGGCAGCGGCCGGUCGAGGUGCCAAACGAGAGCAGGAAGAGGCGGCGACACGAGACGCAGAAGCAAAGAGACAAAAAACCCACUGAAACAUUGACCUCAGACAAAAAUGACUUCAACUGAGAGAAUGAGUUUGUUUUAUUUAAAUGAACGUUAGAUAUUUAGUUUGCUUGUGUGGUUUUAUUAAAUGAAAUAUUAUUAAAAUAUUUCUUGCAUUGUAAAAUGCUAAGUUAUGAAUAUAGUUUAAGGUUAUUUUUUUAUUCUCUAAACUGAAUAAAGCAAUACCACACAA
Scophthalmus maximus (turbot) is the source of this 2944-nucleotide messenger RNA. RefSeq names its product elaC ribonuclease Z 2 (gene elac2). Gene Ontology annotation, cellular component: mitochondrion. The record is from RefSeq and is a predicted model, not a curated record. Gene Ontology annotation, molecular function: 3'-tRNA processing endoribonuclease activity. The transcript is spliced from 24 exons. Bases 162 to 2741 code for a protein of 859 amino acids. Gene Ontology annotation, biological process: mitochondrial tRNA 3'-end processing. Lineage: Eukaryota; Metazoa; Chordata; Actinopteri; Pleuronectiformes; Scophthalmidae.